This is a messenger RNA of Osmerus eperlanus (European smelt), 3175 nucleotides long. It is a transcript of the gene ehf, whose product is annotated as ets homologous factor. NCBI's taxonomy places the organism in Eukaryota, Metazoa, Chordata, Actinopteri, Osmeriformes, Osmeridae. The transcript has 9 exons. Gene Ontology annotation, molecular function: protein binding; sequence-specific DNA binding; DNA-binding transcription factor activity, RNA polymerase II-specific. Gene Ontology annotation, cellular component: nucleus. The coding region runs from base 179 to 1024 and encodes 281 amino acids. The record is from RefSeq and is a predicted model, not a curated record. Gene Ontology annotation, biological process: regulation of transcription by RNA polymerase II; cell differentiation.
CCUACACCAUUACAACGUGAGAGGCUAAAGAGGACAGCUUAUUGAACAGACAACAGUCUUCUGAGUACCACAUCUGGCAGUCAUUUGACCGGAGAGAAAGAGAAAAGGGAAGAGAUCGAGAGACAACGGCCCUCUAUCCGAAGCGGGCGGACCUCAUUCCAUUGCUCUGAUCUGGACCAUGGUCCGUCAAACUAGCUGCAUCAUGAGCAUCACUCCCACUGCCAGCAUCGAGAGUCAGCUGCCCCCCACCUGGAGCCCCAACCCUUAUCCAGACGUUUCCACAGCGAUGACCACUUACAGCACUCGCCUGUGGUCGCCAGACUCGCAGCCGCAGUACUGGUCCAAGUACCAGGUGUGGGAGUGGCUGCAACAGAUGCUGGACAUGCACCAGAUAGACCCCUCCGGAAUCUCCUUCCAGAACUUUGACGUGGACGGCCGUCAGCUGUGCAGCAUGACCUUCCAGGACUUCACCCGCGCCGCAGGCAGUGUGGGGCCCAUCCUCUACCAAAACGUCAACGAGCUGAAAUGGAGUGCACAGUACCCCGGCGAGGACUUCGAGAUAAAAACAACCGAAUUAGAUUUUCCUUGUCCAUUUCCAGACACCAACUAUCAGCCUGUAGAUAUUUUUGACUCUCCAUUUCAAUCUCUUCCACCGGUGUCUUCCCCAGCUCCGUCCAGCCCUGAAACAAAGAGAGCUUACAUUCGCCCUCAUCAAGUCAAAAAACAUAACCCUCGGGGGACACACCUGUGGGAGUUCAUCAGGGACAUUCUACUGAAUCCGGAUCGCAACCAAGGCCUCAUAAAGUGGGAGGACCGGACAGAGGGAGUCUUCCGCUUCCUGAAGUCAGAGGCAGUGGCACAGUUGUGGGGCAAGAAGAAGAACAAUAGCAGCAUGACCUAUGAGAAGCUGAGCCGUGCAAUGAGAUAUUACUACAAGAGAGAAAUUCUGGAACGUGUAGAUGGACGAAGGCUGGUUUACAAGUUUGGAAAGAAUGCACGAGGGUGGAGAGAGUCAGAGAAGUGAAGGACAUUUGGACCACGGACAACGUUUUGACCCCCCUUCUGAAGACUAUUUAAGUGAUCGCAUUUUAUCUAUCUAAUGUGUCUAAGUUUUAUAUUUUGGCUGUUUUACAAAUGUUUUUUUUUGUAUUUUUGGGAAACUUUACAGGAUAUGUUUACAUCGAUUACAUUAUUUCUAAUUGGGUGUGCUUUGCCUUCGGCAAGGGCACAACCUUUGUUCUCUCACAUAUAUAUUAUUAUUAUUAUUUUUAUUUCUUUUUGCCCCCCUAAAACUCAGUCAAUAUUUGGCCUACAUACACAACCUAGGUGUCCAAAGUUUCGUCUUGGUAGCCAUUGAGUUGCUUCUAUUGGGAUUUACGUUCCGUUGCAUGGUUUUCGUCACGAAAACUCGCGUGACUACCUCUAGCAGAACAUUAGUUUAGCAGCUUGUUAACUUCUGGGAGAUAGCUAAGCUAACUGCUUUACUGCAAGGCAGCUGCAGAAACGCCACAAGCAAAGAGGCCAGGGUGAUAACUAUUUACUAAUUUUACUUUGUGAUAUGACACACAAUUGUGACGUGUAAUGUACAAUAUAAGCUGAUUUUAUUAAGGAAGUACAUCUACUUUCGGAAACGGUAGUCUACUAUUUCACUGAAGUAUUAGCAUCAUGACAUUAGCCUCUGUUGCCCGGGCAACACAUACUACAGUGGUCUAUGAUGCAUCUGUUUUCAAUCGUUAAAAUAAACAUUCCUCACAAAUACAUUUUCGUUAUAGGAUUUAUUAUGACAUUACAUUACAAGUAAACGAUUUGUGGGUGAAAUUAUCAUUACCUGUGGUUUCAAACCAGUGUUGCUCACUGAAACGCAGUAGCCUACGCGAGACACAGCUGUUUAGGAAGUCAAACGGCGACAGAACAUGUUCGGCACUCUCCUUACUUAAAUCAAAAAUCUAUCUAACUACUAACCUUAACUUCAUUGCCACAGCCUAAACUUUGUUAAUCUGUUCAUGAAAAUAAUUAAUUUCAGCCUAAACCGUACAACGGAACGUUAAAUCGAAUUCAACCAACGCAAUCGCUACCAAGACCAACACAGCAGUAGUCUAGUACUGUACUGUAGUGGUAGAAUUUACCGGGGCAGCUUCUCCACACAGGGCUAUAUCGCAUUUUGCGUUGUUACUGACUGAUCGCUACCAGUGAGCUUUUUAUGAAUGAGCGAUUUUCCACUAAAUAAAUGUCAAGCUUAUUUACGUUUUGGGGGGCAUAUUUUCAGUUAGCAGAUGGUACUGUUUGAAUCACGAUUCCAUCUUCUACUGCCGGGUAACGUCGUAGAAUAAUCUUCAAAGGGGGUUCUUUAUUAAUGAAUGAAUGCAAUAUGAGUAGGCUAAAUGCCUGAAAAUAUCACGAGAAGGGAAAACUUAAAAAGGACGUUUAAGUCAUAGAGAUUAGGUCCAUUUUUACACCGGUCUGCCAAAUGUAUUCGUUUUGAUUCAGCUAUGAGGCUGCCUCUUGCAGGGGAAAUGAGAAGACAUCAUAUUUAAUUCUACACUUCACUCGUAUUUUCAGUUGUAAACGAGCAGCACAAAAAAAUGCUUUUAAAUCUAUGUAAUCUUUAUAAAUAAUAAGUAUGCAUUUUUAUAUAAAAUAUACAGAAAUAUCAGUUGUAAAAAUGUCAUUCAAAAACGGACCCCUGUGCAACCGACGCAAGCAAGCACACCCUACAAUUUCCCCAGAAAUUGUACCCUCUCUAGUUAUAGUUGAUUUUCACAUUUUCAUAACCUUUUCUUCGGCGGGCUGUGAAACUCUUUGCACUGAAUAGUUCUUCAGUUUCCUUUUUACAUCGAAUGGGAAUUAGAACAAUUUGAACAGGGAGGACACUCACUUAUGGAUACAUUACAUUUGUACAUAUCAAAACCGAGAAGCACUCUUUGGGAAUCUGUCUUUCUCCAAACCUGUCUUGGUGUUUUAGUGUCUAUUUCUGUAGCUAGUUUUUGAUUUGUGUAUACCACUGUUACAAAUGGACUUUCAUUAUAAAAUGAUGCAAUUCUUGUAGGAUAUAUUCUCUGUUUUGGUCGAACUGCAAAUGCAAGCUCAAUGACAAUUGUCACCAGUGAUAUGUACUCUAAGUACUCAGAUGUAAAUAGAAAUGUCGGUUUUCAAUAAUAAAGUAUUUCUCAGGCUU